Baudoinia panamericana UAMH 10762 is the source of this 474-nucleotide messenger RNA. RefSeq lists its product as uncharacterized. Bases 1 to 474 code for a protein of 157 amino acids. Lineage: Eukaryota; Fungi; Ascomycota; Dothideomycetes; Mycosphaerellales; Teratosphaeriaceae. The record is from RefSeq and is a predicted model, not a curated record. The transcript is spliced from 3 exons.
AUGUUUUCCAGAACCACUAUAUCGGCGGUUGCUGGUCAAGCGCUCCGCCCGCGGCGCAACCCUCUCCUCUCGCCACGAUUUGCCGCGCUUCAGAGAUCGUUUCUAUCAACCGAGACAAGACAGGCCAUUGAUAAGGCCGUUGCCACAGCGCCAGUUGUAUUGUUCAUGAAGGGCACCCCAGAAACGCCACAGUGUGGGUUUUCAAGAGCAAGCAUUCAGAUCCUAGGCCUGCAAGGAGUAGAUCCGCAGAAGUUCACCGCUUUCAAUGUGUUAGAGGAUGAGGAGCUGAGGUCAGGUAUCAAGGAGUACUCGGACUGGCCUACGAUCCCACAACUUUACGUGGAUAAGGAGUUCGUAGGUGGGACGGAUAUCAUGAUGUCGAUGCACCAGGAUGGCAGUCUGGCGAAGUUGCUCGAAGACAAGGAAGUGCUCGUAGCCGCAGAAGGCUCGGAUGCAAGCGCUACAAGCUCAUGA